This is a messenger RNA of Microsporum canis CBS 113480, 1023 nucleotides long. RefSeq names its product DUF1295 domain-containing protein. The transcript has 2 exons. NCBI's taxonomy places the organism in Eukaryota, Fungi, Ascomycota, Eurotiomycetes, Onygenales, Arthrodermataceae. Gene Ontology annotation, cellular component: membrane. Bases 1 to 1023 code for a protein of 340 amino acids. The record is from RefSeq and is a predicted model, not a curated record.
AUGUCUGCCAUGGCGUUACCAGCUCUUAAAUCUGCAGCUGAUUGCGCAGAUUUCUCUCAAGCAGUGCUCCCUUUUCUCCCACAGCUUUACUCGCUACCGACGAGAGUGUUAGCGGCUGGCUUCGACAUCGAUGGGCUUCGAGAAAUCUACCUAUCAACGAAUCCACUCAUUACGGCGUUUGCUUUCUCGCUGUUCCUGGUUCCAACCUUUGUCCUGAUUUCCGAAAUAAACCGAAACUAUUCUCAAGUCGACCGAAUGUGGAGCAUCCUACCGUCUAUUUAUAACGGACAUUUCGCCCUUUGGUGCAGGCUGAAAGGAACCUCCACUACGGAAGUUAACACAAUCCUUAUUUUCACAAUAAUCUGGAGUGUCCGCCUUACUUUUAAUUAUUGGAGGAAAGGAGGCUAUUCCAUCGGCUCUGAAGACUACCGCUGGCUUGUUGUUCGAAAAAGAAUCAAUCAUCCAGCGUUAUUCUUUCUACUCAACGUCUGCUUCAUCAGCUUCACUCAAUCUGUUCUCCUAUUCCUCAUUACCGCGCCUACAUAUAUCUUUGUGCUCAUCAGCACCCUUCGCGAUGCACCGAGUUUUGGUAUUCCCGACCUCGUAUUUUCCAGAUUCCUUCUCUUCCUUGUGUUGAUCGAGCAUUUUGCCGAUCAGCAGCAAUGGAAAUUCCAGCAGGCCAAAAAACAAUACCAGAAGACUGCACGUGUCCCACCGGAAUAUAAAGAUAUGUAUACAAACGAUGACUUGGACCGUGGAUUUGUGGUAUCUGGCCUUUGGGCCUGGUGCAGGCAUCCCAAUUUUGUAGCUGAGCAGGCGAUUUGGGUGACGCUAUACAUUUGGUCUGCUUAUCGUGUGGAAUCAUAUUUCAAUUGGAGCGGUGUCGGUGCAUUCUGCCUUGUGCUGUUAUUUCAGGCAAGCACCAAUCUAACUGAAAGCAUUACCGCGAGCAAGUACCCCGAUUACAAGCAGUAUCAAGCCCGAGUUGGGAAGUUCAUUCCCCGCUUUGGCGUUGAGCCUUGA